Exophiala viscosa is the source of this 3052-nucleotide messenger RNA. RefSeq names its product fungal-specific transcription factor domain-containing protein. NCBI's taxonomy places the organism in Eukaryota, Fungi, Ascomycota, Eurotiomycetes, Chaetothyriales, Herpotrichiellaceae. Gene Ontology annotation, biological process: DNA-templated transcription; regulation of DNA-templated transcription. Gene Ontology annotation, molecular function: DNA binding; DNA-binding transcription factor activity, RNA polymerase II-specific; zinc ion binding. The transcript has 3 exons. Bases 26 to 2749 code for a protein of 907 amino acids. The record is from RefSeq and is a predicted model, not a curated record.
UCCAAAUCGUCAGAACAGGCCACCCAUGAUACGUGACUGCUCGCGAGAACGAGACGAGUGUUACUUUCCGCCCGAGGGUUGUACUGGCACUUUCACGAGCGCUCAAUGUGCCUGGUUCAGUAUGCCGCAGGAGCCGGGCAUGAAUGCAUGGGAGGCUGCCUCAGCAUCGACCUCCGAGAAAGACGCGACUCCAGUGCCUGCUCGGGUUUCAGCAGCAGCCUCCAGCUCAACGUCUAAUUUACGCAGCUGCACCGUCUGCAGACAGAGGAAAGUCAAAUGUGACAAGCAAACGCCAUGCUCGAAUUGCCGCCGAGCAGGCAUCGCCUGUGUCAUUCCAUCUACAGAUCGCCCGCCAAGGUGGGCCCGCCGCCUCCAGCGUCUUACCGACAAUGCCUCAACACCCAACGCACAGGCAUCGCACGGUGCCGACCCUGGCGUUGAUAGACUCAUGGAAAGAUUGCGGAGCCUCGAAGACCUGGUCAAGGAGCUCAGAGGGCAGCUGGAACAAGCAAAUGCAGCAGCCAGCUCGACCGGUAGUGGCCCAUCUGCAGCCAAUUCCCCCGAGUAUCCUACAAAGAACCCCGAUGCGGAGCACCAGGAGGAUGCUACCGACAUUCCAGCUACCAGCAAUCUGCACAACCGCUUCGGUCGGCUGGUCCUCCAAGAUGCCAGCCGCGCCCACUAUAUAAGUAGCGGCUUCUGGUCGAGAGUUGAUGACGAGCUCAAUGUGCUGAAAUUGGAUGCCCACACCCUGGCAGAAGACGAGUUCGACAGCUCGGAGGAGGAAGAGGCAUCAUCUCGAAUGGCGUCGUAUGCCUCGGAAUUUGAGCAACGACCGCGGGACCGCCAUGCAUUCUUGUUUCGACACAACUUGAGUGCAACACCUUCUAGCCUCCACGACCUUCAUCCUCUCCCUUCGCAGAUCGCCUUCCUUCUCGAUGUGUACUCGGAAAAUGUGAAUGUCUUCUUCGGCAUCAUUCAUGUGCCGACAGUCACACAGCUGGUCCGCCAGUUACGCAGCAGCGGACUCACCUCCCUCACGCCGUCCAACGAAGCCUUAAUGUUCUCAAUAUACUUUGCGGCGAUGACCUCGAUGGAGGAAGACGAUGCCAUGAUCAAUUUUGGCUGCUCCCAAGCAGACCUCAGCCUCAGAUAUCGUCUCGGUCUCGAGCAUGCCCUUGCCAAAGCCGACUUCCUGAACGCCCCCGACAUCAUUCUGGUUCAGGCACUUGCCAUUUUCAUCUGCCUUGCUCGUCGACACGACAGUCCAAGAUACGUGUGGAUGAUGACAGGACUCGUCAUCAGGAUGGCCCAGUACCUUGGAUUACACCGAGAUGGAGCCCAUUUUGGUCACUUGACGCCUUUUGAGAUCCACAUGCGUCGUAGGGUAUGGUGGUCACUUUGCAUGCUAGACCUGAGGACCUCAGAAGAUCAGGGGACAGACUUAGCAAUUGCGCAAGGAAGCUUCGACACAAAGAUCCCCUCAAAUGUCAACGAUGCCGACAUCAAUCCCGAAACAAGAUCAAUGCCCCCCGAGCGCCAUGGCGUGACGGACAUGUCAUUCGCGCGUAUCUCUGCGGGGGUCACCGCCCUCAUGAGGCAGAUGAUUGAUCCUGGUGCACGGCAAGGCGUCGCGGGCCUGGAAGACCAAAAUCGUCGGCUCAAUGAAAUCUAUCAAAAAUUCGAACAGGAAUACCUUCAGCACGCAACCGAGUCAGGGAAUAUUGCUUAUUGGGUAGCGUCAACGGUUGCGCGAAUGGUCAUGGGUAAGAUGACCCUCAUCGUCUUCCUUCCCGGUCUGUUCUCUAUCUCAUACGAACAAGUCCCGCUCGACAUAUGUACCAGGCUGCUCAUCUCUGCAAUUGAGGUCGCCGAAUACAACCACGCCCUAAACGCCGAACAAGCAUGUCGGCAUUGGCGUUGGCUCUACCAAGUCCACACUCAUUGGCAUGCAAUCGUUUUUCUGUUGAUCGAGGUCGGCCGCCGCCCCUGGUUGCCUACGAUCGAGAGAGCUUGGGUGGCACUUCACAGCAGCUGGCUGAUGCCAAGCCACGCUCCCAAGGACAAAAAUCCGCGCAUUUGGGUGCCCCUACGAAGGUUGAUGAACAAGGCUCGCAUGCAUCGCGAUGCCGAGCUCAACCGUUUGCGAGCAGAUCCUCGAGCCGCAGCCUUGCUGGAAACAGAGGACCAGAAGCUUCCAGUGCCGGCAAGUCCUGGGGCAAUUCCGAAUGGGGCAAGCUCUGACUUCUUCCGCGAUCGGUGGCGCCAGCUGGUACAGACACCUGGAAGCGGCACACAAUUGUCUGGAGUGUCCACCGGCGAGGGUAUCAAGCCAUCGAUGCAUACUGCGUACACAAGCUUGCCGGCUACCGGGAUUAUUCCUACAUCUAUGGAAGGGAACGCGGCAUCCAAUGUGACGUUUGGUCCAACGUAUUCGACUACAAGUGAUUACCAAACGGGUCAGAUAUCAGGCGCCGGUGAUACGAGCGGCCUCGGAACGCGUAUCGGGACGGGAACAACUCCUCCUUUGAGCUUGGGAAAUACUGCUGACCCAAUCUACAAUACAUUUCCCACCAUCAGCGCGGACUGGUCCGAUGUUGGUACCAUAGGCGCUGGCUUGGCUCCUUGGUUGUGGGUUGAUAUUGAACCCAUGGUCGACAGCAACCGCGAUCCUAUGGAUGCUAAUGUGGACGUGGCCUCUGACGUGAAUUGGUAUGAGUGGGUUCAGUCGGCUAGAGGAAUGGAAUAGUACGAAAGUGGCAGAGGGUAUUAUCUUAUUUCCUAGCUCGAUUAGAAGAACAACCCCGGACAGGCAACGCGCCAAGGUCCUCCCACUCAUGUUGGCAGAUACGCAUCUGCAAUGGGGACGCCGACUUGGUUGUGAUGGUAGUCUCAACUUCACUGGACGUCGAACUCCCGCCGGAGAUCAGGCCAAGAGCGGCAUCACUCUCUUUCCCAAAUAAGGUGCAGCUGGCCGCCAGUUUAUUCAGAUAAGUCUUGGCAAAACUUCGCCGCGAAACAGAAGCGGAACUAGACCUGCAUUGAAGCCGUA